UAAAAUGACUUGGGGUGAGGAAACGAAUGGCGUAGUCACAUAUCACAUUUCCUCAUUUGUGAAUUGAACAAAGAGAAACAAUGGCAGUGAGAGUGAACUGUUCGUUACAGAACACACUCUCUCUCCUCAACCCUUCCAUUCUCUCACUCCGUUCCACACUUUCCCCUCCCCUCAAAUCCAAGCCCCAUUUCAAUUUCUUUUCAAAUCCAAACCCUUCUCGACGUGCUUUGUUCUGCAACUGCGCCACCCUCACUCCCUCAAAUGAAGAACCCUAUGUCAUCACCACACCUCUCUACUACGUCAACGCCCCUCCCCAUAUGGGUAGUGCUUACUCCACCAUCGCCGCCGAUGCCAUUGCUCGCUUUCAGCGGCUAUUGGGAAAGAAAGUUAUAUUCAUUACUGGCACCGAUGAACAUGGUGAGAAAAUUGCAACUGCUGCCAUGGCCCAGGGUUCCACUCCUACUGACCAUUGCAAUCUCAUUUCACAAGCUUACAGGACUCUUUGGAAAGAUCUAGAUAUUUCGUAUGACAAGUUCAUUAGAACAACUGAUAGCAAACAUGAAGCAAUCGUGAAGGAAUUUUAUUCGAGAGUGCUUGCCAGCGGCGAUAUUUACCGAGCUGAUUAUGAGGGACUUUAUUGUGUUAGUUGUGAGGAAUAUAAGGAUGAGAAGGAAUUGCUUGAUAAUAAUUGUUGUCCAACCCACCUAAAGCCUUGUGCUUCAAGGAAAGAGGACAAUUACUUUUUUGCACUGUCAAAAUAUCAGAAGUCGUUCGAAGAAAUUUUGAAUAAAAAUCCAAGUUUUGUGCAGCCAUCUUUCCGUUUAAAUGAGGUUCAAAGCUGGAUCAAAAGUGGCUUGAGGGACUUUUCCAUUUCCCGAGCAUCAGUUGAUUGGGGCAUACCUGUUCCGAAUGACAAGUCUCAGACAAUAUAUGUAUGGUUUGAUGCUUUACUAGGCUAUAUAUCAGCACUAUCUGAUGACCAGGAAAAACCUGAUUUACUAAAUGCUGUUUCUUCAGGUUGGCCAGCUACACUGCACUUGAUUGGUAAGGAUAUUCUACGUUUCCAUGCCGUUUAUUGGCCAGCUAUGUUAAUGUCUGCUGGAUUAAGCCUUCCCAAAAUGGUAUACGGCCAUGGAUUCUUGACAAAGGAUGGCAUGAAGAUGGGAAAAUCACUAGGAAAUACGCUUGAACCAAACGAUUUGGUGAGUAAAUUUGGAUCAGAUGCAGUUAGAUACUUCUUCCUCAGGGAGGUGGAAUUUGGCAAUGAUGGGGACUAUUCAGAGGAACGCUUCAUCAAUAUCGUAAAUGCACAUCUUGCCAAUACAAUUGGAAAUCUUCUUAAUCGUACACUAGGACUUCUGAAAAAGAACUGCCAAUCAACUCUAGUAGUGGAUUCAGUUACGGCUGCAGAAGGAAAUGCGUUCAAGGAUAAUGUAAUGAGGCUGGUUGAUAAAGCUCGUAGUCACUAUGAAAAUCUCUCUCUGACAUCAGCUUGUGAGGCUGUUCUAGAGAUUGGUAAUGUAGGUAAUUCCUAUAUGGAUGAACGUGCCCCUUGGUCUCUCUUUAAGCAAGGAGGUACUGCUUCUGAAGCAGCUGCCAAGGACCUUGUAAUUAUAUUAGAGACAGUGAGAAUUAUUGCCAUUGCACUAUCUCCUGCUACCCCAAGCUUGAGUUGGAGAAUAUAUGAACAACUUGGCUAUUCCAGGGACCAAUUUGAUGAAACAACAUGGAGUGACACCAAGUGGGGUGGACUUAAAGGUGGCCAGGUCAUGGCUCAACCUAAACCAGUUUUUGCUAGGAUUGAAAACCAAACUGAAGUGGAAGACAAAGGGGUUGCAGUCGGUAAGACUCCGAAAAAUAAAGGGAAGUUGAAACAAGCUCAACAAGUUGCUGGAGCUUAGAUGCUUCGCCCUUUUCUUAAUUAUUUUUGUUUUCAUCAACUUAUGUAAAACUAACUCUUUUGCUAGUAUAUGUACACAAAUAUUUAUAUAUGGGUACAUACAUAUGCAAUAACAGAUUUAUGUGCAUUAUGCAUGUGUACGUAUACAAAUUUUGAAUGGAAUUUUCAAUAUUUUUUUUUU
Molecule: messenger RNA, 2081 nt
Organism: Cicer arietinum (chickpea)
Lineage: Eukaryota; Viridiplantae; Streptophyta; Magnoliopsida; Fabales; Fabaceae
Product: methionine--tRNA ligase, chloroplastic/mitochondrial
Biological process (GO): methionyl-tRNA aminoacylation
Cellular component (GO): mitochondrion; chloroplast stroma
Molecular function (GO): methionine-tRNA ligase activity; ATP binding
Source: RefSeq, a predicted model, not a curated record